Molecule: messenger RNA, 2890 nt
Organism: Talpa occidentalis (Iberian mole)
Lineage: Eukaryota; Metazoa; Chordata; Mammalia; Eulipotyphla; Talpidae
Gene: TSPYL2
Product: TSPY like 2
Biological process (GO): nucleosome assembly
Cellular component (GO): nucleus; chromatin
Molecular function (GO): chromatin binding; histone binding
Source: RefSeq, a predicted model, not a curated record
CGAGGCUGUGAGGAGUGCUGGUCGCGUGAGGAGCCGCGGCUCCUCUUCAGGUGUAACGGGCAGCGGCGGCCGGGCUGAGGCGUAGCGGCGGCCACGAUCGCCCGAGCUGUCGAGCGCGGGCACCAUGGAUCGCCCGGAUGAAGGGCCUCCGGCCAAGACUCGCCGACUGAGCAGCUCGGAGCAUCCUCAGAGCGAUCCGCCGCCGCCGCCGCCCCCGCCGCUCCUGCGACUGCCCCUGCCUCCACCUCAGCAGCGCCCGAGGCUCCGGGAGGAAACCGAGGCAGCACAGGUGUUGGCCGACAUGAGGGGGGUGGGAGUGGGCCCUCUGCCUCCGCCGCCGCCCUAUGUCAUUCUAGAGGAGGGUGGGAUCCGCGCGUAUUUCACCCUGGGCGCAGGGGGUCCGGGCUGGGAGUCGGCGAUGGAGUCGGGGUAUGGGGGCUCGACCCCUCCCACCGGGAACCUGGAAGCGCUUUCUCCUGAGGCUUCUGGGGGAGGCCUGGAAAUUGAUUUUCAGGUUCUGGAGCCCAGCAGCUUUGCGGAAGAGAAGGUCCUAGAAACCUGUAGCACAGGGGAAUGGGGCCCCCAGAUGUUGGCUGAUCCAGAGGGGGCAGUCAUCCUAGUGGAAGACGCUGAUGAGGAUGAAAAGAGUGUGAGGAAGAGGAGGAGGAGGAGGAGGAGGAAGCAGAGGAAGGUGAAGAAGGAAAACAAAGAGAAGAAUGCUGAGAAGAUAGAGUGUAUCCUGCGGGCGCUGGAGAACAUUCAGCUGGACCUGGAGGCGGUGAACAUCAAGGCGGGCAAGGCCUUCCUCCGCCUUAAGCGCAAAUUCAUCCAGAUGCGAAGACCCUUCUUGGAGCGCAGAGACCUCAUCAUCCAGCAUAUCCCAGGCUUCUGGGUCAAAGCAUUCCUCAACCACCCCAAAAUUUCAAUCUUGAUCAACCAACGUGAUGAAGACAUUUUCCGCUACUUGACCAAUCUGCAGGUACAGGAUCUAAGACAUAUCUCCAUGGGCUAUAAAAUGAAGCUGUACUUCCAGACAAACCCCUACUUCACAAACAUGGUGAUUGUCAAGGAGUUCCAGCGCAACCGCUCUGGUCGGCUGGUGUCUCACUCCACACCAAUUCGCUGGCACCGGGGCCAGGAACCCCAGGCCCAAAAGCACAGGAACCAGGAUAUCAGUCACAGCUUCUUCAGCUGGUUCUCAAACCACAGCCUUCCAGAGGCUGAUAGGAUUGCUGAGAUUAUCAAGAAUGACCUGUGGGUUAACCCUUUGCGCUACUACAUGAUGGGCGAAGGGGGCUACAGGACAAACAGAAAGAAGCAAGAAAAGGAAAGAAGUAAAAACAGGGACGGAUAUGAGGUGGUGAUCCUGGAAGACUAUGAUGACUAUCACAUAAUGGAAGACAUUAUUGGUGAGACCUCAGACAGUGAUGCUAUCACCGACUUUGAGACCAUUCAUGACAUCAAGAUCUCUGACUUCAUGGAGACCACUGAUUGCUUUGAGACCAGUGACAAUGAGAUAACUGACAUUAAUGAGAGUCUAUGUGACAGUGAAAGCCCUGAUCACAAUGAGAACCCCAACAACGAGACCACUGACAACAGUGACAGCCCUGAUGACAAUGAAACCAUUGAUAACAGCGAGAGCUCUGACGACAAUGAAACUACCCGCAGCAAUGAGAGUGCCAAUGACGAGAAUCAUGGAGACAACAAUGAAAACCCUGAUGACAACAGUGAGAACCCUGAAGACAACAACACUGAUGACAAUGAAGAAAACCCUGAUGACAGUGAUGAGAACUCAGAUGAUGAAGAGAAUGCUGAUGGUGAAGAUGAGAAUCACAAAGGUGGCAACAAUCAAGACAGCAGUGACAGUGACAAUGAAGGUGACAACGAGGGCAGUGAUGAUGAAGACAAUGACGGCAAUGAAGGUGACAAUGAAGGUAGUGAUGAUGAUGGCAAUGAAGGUGACAAUGAAGGCAGUGAUGAUGAUGACAGAGACAUAGAAGACUACGAGAAUGACAUUGAAGACCCUAACAAGGACAGGGAGAACAGCAACAACCAAAAUAACUAUGAGGACGAAGUAGAGAAUAUCUCUGAAGAAGAAUCAUCAGUGGAAGAAGAGGAGGAGCAGGGCAGUGAGGAAGACAGUGAUCAAGAAGGUGAGGGCAGCAAUGAAGAGGAGGAGGAAGCAAGCAAUGAGGAGGAUGUAAUAGAUGAGGAGGACGGAUUUGAAGAAGAUUCAGAAGGGGAAGACUCUGAUAUGGAGGAGGUGCUUCUGGUCCAACAUGCAUGGGCCAACCCAGGGAAGAGGGGCAACACUGGAUAAAUGGCUUACCAUUGCAAGGGGUGCCUCUCUAUAUCCCACUCCCUCUGCCCCAUUUACCCUCCCCCUCAGCUAGGGCCAUGCGGCCUCACAUUGCACUUCUGGGGGGUUAACCGACUUCAUACACGGGUUUAAAGUUUAUUUUUAUGGUUUAGUAAUUGCAGAGUUCUUAUUUUUGGGGGGGAGGGGAAGGGGAAUUACCCCUUCCUUUUGGCCCUCCUCCCCUGCAGGCUUCUGUGUGCUGCUAAACGUAUUUAUUGUGAUGCCUUGGUCAGGGCUCCCUCUAUCCCCCUCCUCAUGCUGUAUGGAGUGGACACCCUUGAUCCCCGAAGCGGGGAGGGCCGCUGUGGCCUUGGGGGGGGCUCUGUUGCCACCCUGUUCUCCCAAGUCUUACUCUUUUCCUCCAUCCCUCAUCUUUCCUUGCUGUGCCCGCUAGCUCGCCUCAGUGUCUAUGCAAGGCCGCUUUGCCUUUGCGGUGUUCCUGUACCCCUCCCCCAGAAGUCCCUCCUUGCUCCCAGUGAGACUAGUUAAUCCUAAUAAAGGUCAGAGCAAAUUCAAAGUGCUGUUUAAGUC